AUGUUGCUCAUCGCCCAACUCCUCAUCCUCUUUUGCACAGGUGUAUUCGGCCAUUCUCAUCCUCUCGCAAACUGUGAUCUGUCAAAUGGAGCUCAUUACUGUUCGCCAAGCCUAGGAUUAGCUCGGAACUUCAGCUUCGACUUCGUCUGCGCCUUCAAAGAUGCCGACUUAACUACGUACUGGGCGAGGGAUCAGACUUCAUCCCAAGAUAACCGUCUCAUAAACCUCGACACCAACGGGAAAGUCAGCGUUGAACUCCUAGCUGCCUCUGGUCAAGGAGUUGCCUCAAGCAUCGUCCUGAAAUCAGACUCUGGAAACGAAAUUUCAUGGGACAUUCUUAGAACGUACGACAACCAAGUACAAGCCAACUACGUAUUUCAUGGUGAUACCGAUGGCAAAGUGUACAACCAAACAUUCCCCGUCGACUCGCCUAUUUUCACUGCGUUCCAUACAUAUUCGAUUGAGUGGACGCAGUACAAAAUCGCAUUUUCCAUCGACGGACACGACGUUCUUACCUGGUACAUCGGCGACGUCCCCCCUGAGAAGUGGCCCCAAACUCCCAUGAAGCUUCACAUCGGCACGUGGAUUCCAGACCAGGACCGCGAAGGAAACAGCCUGGCUCGAUGGGCUGGGGGACCGCCCAGCUGGGAACGUGCGCCUUUCACGGCGUUCUUCAGGAAGGUCGAGAUCAACGACUUCGCCGGAUUGUGUUUGGAGGUUGAUGGCCCGGUGGAAUAUGUCCUAGGUGAGGGGAUCAAAGGAUGGGAAGAUGUCAAAGUCAACGGAUGCUACAGGCGGUUCUCGUCCGGGAUGUACAUCCCCCAUGCUGGCUUCCAAGUCCCAACCUCUCGACCUGUGGAGGCACCCUCAGCCUCUUCGGCCAGCAGCAGUCUCUUUUCGAGCGGAGUUCGCAGGCCUGCAGACACUGUAUCUAAAACAACCGAUGGUGUCCCGGAGAGAACCAACUCUGAGGCUGAGGGAGAUGCAGUGGCGGAAAAAUUCAUGGCCGCGCCCACACAGCCUCGCUGCCGUGCUCUUCCUCGUAUGGCUGCUACUGUCUUGGUAGUUCUCACUAACUUCACAAGAAAUGAAAGUUCUUUCCUUUAA
This is a messenger RNA of Clonostachys solani, 1107 nucleotides long. NCBI's taxonomy places the organism in Eukaryota, Fungi, Ascomycota, Sordariomycetes, Hypocreales, Bionectriaceae. The record is from the annotation of a GenBank genome assembly.